CCCACCUCAACCCUAAAAAUAAAAUAGCCCUCUCAUCAUCAUCUUUCAUCCAACCCUAUAAACUAUUCUCAAUAAAAUAGUUUGAUCAGUAAUAUCAAAGUUCACUGACAUUAUAACAGUCCAAAAAAAUUAUUUACAGAUUAUCAUUCAAAAAAUACCACAUCAAAUAUAAAAGUUAAACUCACGAUAUUUCGGAUGAACAAAUUUCUUAUCAACCGAUCAACUUUUAUCGGCUCAAAACCUCGGAACUUCACUGUAGUAUUUAACCAUAGUCAAAUUACUAAAUUUGAUAAGGUAACCAUCUUUUCACUAACAUUAACAUAAGAUUGAAAUAUUUUCUAUGAUAUAGUAAUAUUUUGUCUCCUAGUGUAACACCAAGCAACAACAAACGAUUUCGUGUCACCAAACCCAACAUUAUAGUCAACAAACUCAUAAACAAAAUGAUGAAAAAACUAAAACAAAAAUUAAACACGACCCUUAGCAUAAGAGGAUUGAAAAAACCAAAACCUUCCAAAUCCAAACCCUAUAAAACCUAUGAAACCGAAACCUCAUCAACACAACAACCACCACAAUUAACACUACCACCAUCACCACCAUUUGAACCACCAUCACCACCAUUUGAACCACCAUCUCCAGCAAUGCAUCAUCCAAUCAUAAAAAACAAACCUUUUCAAUUCCCACAGACUCAUUCAUCUGUUCUCCCUGACCCCUCCAAUUUCUUCUCCCCAAAUCUGCUAUCCACACCCCUCCCCACUAACUCUUUCUUCCAAAACUUUGUUCUCAAGAAUGGCGACCAACCUGAAUACAUUCAUCCAUAUCUCAUCAAAUCAUCAAACUCAUCACUUUCUGUUUCAUACCCUUCUCGUUUCUUCAACUCUUCUUUCAUAUACCAGGUUUUCAACCCUGAUCUAACUAUCUCCUCAAGAGAAAAAUCUGAUCUUUAUUCAAAUAUCAAUCAUAGAAUAUCUUCUUACAAUGAUCUCAGUGUUACUUUGGAUAUCCCUUCUUCAAAUUUACGUUUUUUUCUUGUUAGGGGAAGUCCCUUUUUGACUUUCUCUGUAACACAACCAACCCCUCUUUCAAUCACUACAAUCCAUGCCAUUCUCUCGUUCUCUUCCAAUGAUUCUCUUACAAAACAUACUUUCAGCUUUAACAAUGGUCAAACAUGGAUUUUGUAUGCUUCUUCACCUAUAAGGUUGAGUCAUGGUGUUUCUGAUAUCACUUCUGAAGCAUUCUCUGGCGUAAUUCGGAUUGCUUUGUUGCCUGAUUCUGAUUUGAGACAUGAGGAUGUUCUUGACAGGUUUAGCUCUUGUUACCCUUUGUGUGGUGAUGCUGUUUUUGCAAAACCAUUUUGUGUUGAGUAUAAAUGGGAGAAGAGAGGUUGGGGUGAUUUGUUAUUGUUAGCACACCCUCUUCAUCUUCAGCUUUUAUCUGAGAAUGAGUAUAAUAAUGUUACUGUUUUGAAUGAUUUUAAGUAUAAAAGCAUUGAUGGUGAUCUUGUUGGUGUUGUUGGUGAUUCAUGGAUUUUGAAAACUGAUCCUGUUUCUGUAACUUGGCAUUCUACCAAGGGUGUUAAAGAAGAAUCUCAUGAUGAAAUUGUUUCGGUUCUUUUGAGAGAUGUUGAAGAUUUGAAUGCAUCUGCAAUAGCAACGAACUCGUCUUACUUUUACGGUAAGUUAAUAGCAAGGGCUGCUAGGUUAGCAUUGAUAGCUGAAGAGGUUUGUUUCCUUGAUGUGAUUCCGAAAAUAAGAAAGUUUUUGAAGGAGACCAUUGAGCCUUGGCUUAAUGGAACUUUUAAUGGAAAUGGUUUUCUUCAUGAUAAAAAAUGGGGAGGUAUUAUAACCAAACAAGGAUCUACUGAUACCGGUGCUGAUUUCGGGUUCGGUAUUUAUAAUGAUCAUCAUUAUCAUUUAGGAUACUUUCUCUAUGGAAUUGCGGUGCUUGCUAAGAUUGAUCCAAUUUGGGGUAGAAAGUAUAAGCCUCAGGCUUAUUCACUCAUGGCAGAUUUUAUGACCUUGAGUAGAAAUCCGAGCUCGAAUUACACGCGUUUAAGGUGUUUCGAUCUUUUUAAAUUGCAUUCAUGGGCUGGAGGGUUAACCGAGUUCGGAGAUGGAAGAAACCAGGAGAGUACUAGUGAAGCUGUGAAUGCAUAUUAUUCAGCAGCUUUGAUGGGUUUGGCGUACGGCGACACUCAUCUUGUUGCAAUCGGAUCGACACUUACGUCAUUGGAAAUUCAUGCAGCUCAAACAUGGUGGCAUGUAAAAGACGGUGAUAAUAUUUACGACGAAGAUUUUGAGAAAGAGAAUAAGGUAGUUGGUGUUCUUUGGGCUAACAAGAGAGACAGUGGACUGUGGUUUGCUCCUGCUGCUUGGAAAGAAUGUAGACUCGGGAUUCAACUCUUACCGUUGCUUCCUAUUUCCGAAGUUCUGUUUUCGAAUGUCGAUUUUGUGAGGGAGCUUGUGGAGUGGACAUUGCCUGCUUUGAAUCGGGAAGGUGUUGGAGAAGGAUGGAAAGGGUUUGUUUACGCAUUGCAAGGAAUUUAUGAUAAUGAAAGUGGAUUGCAGAAGAUAAGAAGCUUGAAUGGUUUUGACGAUGGAAACUCGUUGACGAAUCUCUUGUGGUGGAUUCAUAGUAGAGGUAAUGAAGAUGAUGAGUUUGGUCAUCAUGGAAAACAAUGCUGGUUUGGUCAUUACUGUCAUUAGGAUUUAUGUAUUGUUUAAUGAUUUCAAAUAUUUUAGUUGAAAUAAGUUAUAAUAAAGUUCAUGCAUUGUUCUUAUUUAUGUAGUUAACAAAUGUUGGUCUCUUAUUGUUUCACUGUGAAUAAAAGUGUGCUGUGUUUGCUUUUCAA
Lathyrus oleraceus (garden pea) is the source of this 2848-nucleotide messenger RNA. RefSeq names its product probable endo-1,3(4)-beta-glucanase ARB_01444. Gene Ontology annotation, molecular function: endo-1,3(4)-beta-glucanase activity. NCBI's taxonomy places the organism in Eukaryota, Viridiplantae, Streptophyta, Magnoliopsida, Fabales, Fabaceae. The transcript has a single exon. Bases 441 to 2702 code for a protein of 753 amino acids. The record is from RefSeq and is a predicted model, not a curated record.